AAAUGUCGUCAAGAAUGCAAGAAGUCGUGCCCUGUGGUGCGGUCCGGCAAACUUUGCAUCGAGGUCGCCCCCGAAUCACGAAUUGCCUUCAUCUCCGAAUCCCUUUGCAUCGGUUGUGGUAUCUGCCCCAAACGCUGCCCCUUCGGCGCUAUCACUAUCAUCAACCUGCCUACGAACCUCGAGAGUCAGAUCACCCAUCGUUAUUCGGCCAACAGCUUCAAGCUCCAUCGUCUGCCUAUGCCCAGACCCGGAAAUGUGUUGGGUUUGGUCGGAACAAACGGUAUCGGCAAGAGUACUGCGCUCAAGAUUCUCAGCGGCAAGCUUAAGCCCAACCUGGGCAGAUUCGAUAACCCGCCAGACUGGGAGGAUGUCAUUAAGCACUUCCGUGGUUCUGAAUUGCAGAACUACUUCACCAAGCUUCUGGAGGAUGACCUGAAGUCCAUCGUCAAGCCCCAAUACGUUGACCAGAUCCCCAAGGCUAUUCGUGGUACCGAUCGUUCUGUCCAGUUCUUGCUCGAGAGCCGCCACACUCUCGGUAACCUGGACUCUGUGCUCGAUACCCUUGAGCUGCGUCACAUUCUUGAUCGUGAUGUGAGCCAUCUUUCCGGUGGUGAGCUUCAGCGUUUCGCCAUUGGUACCACUUGCGUAUCCAAAGCCGAUGUCUACAUGUUUGACGAGCCCUCUUCCUAUCUCGAUGUCAAGCAGAGAUUGAGCGCUGCCCGCAUGAUCCGGUCUCUUCUCCGCCCAGAUGAUUAUGUCAUUGUCGUCGAGCACGAUUUGUCCGUUCUUGACUAUCUUUCCGACUUUGUGUGCGUUUUGUACGGACAGCCUGCCGUCUAUGGUGUCGUCACCCUUCCCUACUCCGUCCGUGAAGGCAUCAACAUCUUCUUGGAUGGUCACAUCCCCACCGAGAACUUGCGUUUCCGUGAUGAAAGUUUGACUUUCCGCAUCGCUGAGGGUACCGAGGACCUCCUCGUCGAGAAGUCCCGUGCUUUCAAAUACCCCAAGAUGGAGAAGACUCUGGGCAACUUCCACCUCAGCAUCGACGCUGGCGAUUUCUCUGACUCUGAGAUUAUCGUCAUGAUGGGUGAGAACGGAACCGGAAAGACCACUUUCUGCCGCAUGCUGGCCGGUGUGCUCAAGCCUGAUGGAACCCAGAAGGUCCCUGAGAUGAAGAUUAGCAUGAAGCCCCAGACGAUCACGCCCAAGUUCGAGGGUACCGUUCGCAUGCUUUUCUUCAAGAAGAUCAAGGCUGCUUUCUUGUCUCCUCAGUUCCAGACUGAUGUCGUCAAGCCCCUCAAGCUUGAUGAUUUCAUUGAUCAAGAAGUCAAGAACUUGUCCGGUGGUGAACUUCAAAGAGUCGCUAUUGUGUUGGCCCUCGGUAUCCCUGCCGACAUCUACGUCAUUGAUGAGCCCUCUGCCUAUCUCGAUUCCGAGCAGCGUAUUGUGGCCUCUCGUGUCAUCAAGAGAUUCAUCAUGCACGCCAAGAAGACUGCCUUCAUCGUCGAGCACGAUUUCAUCAUGGCCACUUACCUUGCCGAUCGUGUCAUUGUCUUCGACGGCCAGCCCGGUAUCGAUGCCCACGCCAACAAGCCCGAGUCUCUCCUCACUGGUUGCAACACCUUCUUGAAGAACUUGGACGUCACCUUCCGUCGUGACCCUACCAACUACCGUCCUCGUAUCAACAAGGCCAGCUCCCAUUCUUCUUGGAGGAGCCCGACAAACAGUGAAAAGGGCAUCCCAAAGGACAACAAGAAACAAGACUCUCUUCCCCCUCCUCAUGACGAUGCAUCGGAUCCUGGCGUUUUAGGCGUACAAAAUGGUGAUACCUGUAUAAAUCGAACCGGCGGCGCCCGGGGAGGUUUAGGGGUUGUAUCUGAGGAAGGGGGCACGUCCGAGGACGACGAUCCCGACAUAGGACAGCGGUGGCGGUCUAUCCCCUCUUGCCUGGUCCUACCAAGACGCCACUUCCGGGAAGUAGUGGGCAAGUAUGUCUUCUGUCGCAGAUGGAUCACAUCUUGGUAG
This is a messenger RNA of Podospora anserina S mat+, 2025 nucleotides long. RefSeq lists its product as uncharacterized. Gene Ontology annotation, molecular function: ATP binding; ATP hydrolysis activity; ribosomal small subunit binding. The transcript has 9 exons. Lineage: Eukaryota; Fungi; Ascomycota; Sordariomycetes; Sordariales; Podosporaceae. Gene Ontology annotation, biological process: translational initiation; translational termination; ribosomal subunit export from nucleus. The annotation marks the transcript as partial. The record is from RefSeq and is a predicted model, not a curated record.